AUGCGACUGGCGAUUUUGCUGGCGUCGGCAGCGAUUUUAGCAUUAGCCGACUACCCAGAAGAUCCAUACGCCGUCCUCGGCCUCAGUCGGCGCGCUUCGCAGAAAGAAGUCAAAAGUGCCUACAAGUCUCUUGCCAAGGAGUGGUGAGUAUCUUCUUCGAAGCUUGAUUCUUCGUUUACAUCGAGCCAAGUGUUUUUCUUUCUUCCAAAAGUUCUUUUCCUCAGUUCUACUCAUUUUUAGGCAUCCCGACAAGAACCAGAGUCCCGAUGCUUCGGAGAAGUUCAUGGCAAUCAGUAAGGCGUAUGAAGUGCUGUCUGACCCUCUGAAGAGAGAAAGAUACGACAAAUUUGGCACUUUUGACGAGAGUCCUCAGGGUCGCAACGCUCCUGGAGCCGGUUUCGAUCCGUUUGUAAGUUUUCGUCAUACGUCGGCUGGAUCCCACCCCAGCCUUUUGCGCGCGAAAAAAAAAAUUGAAAAUGUACAGAAGUAGGCCGCACUUUUCGAGGGGUAGGCCGCACGCCGGAGUGGGUUCCAGCCGACGUAUGGUUUUCGUCUUCACUGUUUCUUUUCCCAUCAAGUCGCUUCAAAAAUGUAUUUGUUUCCAGUUCGGUUUUGGGUUCGGCGCAUUUGAGGACGGAUUCUUCGCCAAUCACCGUAUUUCUCUGAGGCAGUACACGCAGACCAUUUUGGAAAAGUAAUUUUUUUUAUUUCUCCUAUUUUUACGUAGCAUUGAAAUUUUCAAGAUUUUUUGGUUACUGGUUUUUUUUCAAGUAAUAAAGUUUAAAUAAUGUUUAACUUGCCAGAUGUUUUUAGGAGUAACGAGCAGCCUUUCAUCAUUUACGCCUACUCGAACUACUGUCAACUCUGCUUCCGGCUUCAGAACGUGUGGAAGGCUGCCGUCCACGAUCUCGAGCCCCUCGGUAAGAUUUUUCCGCGAUCUAUUUUACAAAUCUAUUCAGUCCUCAAAGUAGAUUUUUCGAGCACUGCUCAUAUUCUUUUUCGAUCUUUUUUUCAUAUUUAUUUCGGUCUUUUUUUUUCAAAAACUCGCUUCUCUUUAUUUCAAGGUUUUCUUGUUGCAACAGAAGUUCUAUUUUCUCCAUAUCUAUGUAUUGCUAGCUAUGUUAAAAAUCAAGUUGCUUCGAUGUUUUUAUGGUCUUUAGCCAAACUGAAGCUGAAAUCGUCUCUACAUUGAGAACCUGAAUUUCGGAAACUGGAUAAAUAGUGAGAAUGAAGAAAUUCCAGUUCAUUUUGAGCUGUUCACACAGACGGGAUCUGUAGAAGGAAGGCUAGAAUUCCUAUAUUUCGAAACUGAAUUUGGUUGCGACGACUCGUUUUUGCCAUACUGUCUGACCUACCUUUCACAAUUUGUUCGAUGAAGCUUAUUGUCAGAUCUUCACGGCAAUGGAAUUUUCAGGCUACGGUAUAGGGACGGUGAAUGCGAUGAGUGACGGAAACUUGCUGGAGAAACUCCGCGUGACGCAGCUGCCGACGAUCGUCGCCGUCGUCGAGGGCCGCGUCGUUCCUCUCCGUCAUAACAUGGUCCACAUCAACGACCGGUUCCUCCUCCGUUCUCCACUUUAGAAUAUCAGUUCUGCAGGAUAAUCCGUCAGUUCGCACAAAAAGUCAUUCCCACCUACUUCAUAACGCGAGUCAAUUCUCAGGCGUCGCUCACGAAGUUUGUCGAGCAGUGGAAGACCAGCAACAAGGUUUUUUUUUGUUUUUAGUUGCUUCUGCCGAUUUCUGAUCGUCUCUCCUUUUCUUUCGGAUCGCGAACAGUUUUUAUACGAUUUUCGAAGCGUUCCUUCAACUUUUCCUCACAUACGAGAAAAAAGGCUCUAGAAGUUGUUUUGAAAUGAAAGUAUUUUAGCACCAAAUGACGUCACACAUUUUCAGUUCGCGACAUUAUUGAAAUUCCAGUCCUAAUUUAAAUUGAGUCUUGCUUUUGACUUUCGUUCAUUCCCUAUCUUCAAAUUUCGACUUUAAAGGUAUCUGUAGUGAUCUUGGGGGCGACACCGGAGCCGCGAACGCGAUAUCUGCUCGCCGCGAUGCUGUAUUCGCAGUUCGCCAGAUUCGCCUAUGUCCAUCUCGGCGACCCAUCUGACGAGGUUUUUCAGCAAAAUUCAUUCCCUAUGAUUCUCUCGGUAAUUUCGAAAGAUGAAAAGUACAUUUUUAUUCUUUUUUCCUCUGCAUGAAUAUCGAAACCCAGGUUGCGAGCCUUCGACAGUCGCUUCUUGUGAAGUGUACUCAAUGCGAGAACGUUCUCAUCUAUAACGAUUUCAAAGAGGUUUUUUCUUCUCUUUUUCUGUUCAUUUUUUUUCUCAGUCUGACGCCGUCGGAAGAUUAUCGAUCAGCCACGCGAAUCAACUCACAAAAGAGAGUUUGGAUUCUCUUAUCGAGAAGCAUAAACUUUUAACGCUUCCAAGGGUUUGUGUUUUCAAAGUUUCACCGCCUUCAGCGUUUACAUACUAAAUCUGAAAUGCUUUUUUUCAAGCCAGUGAGAAAGGAAAAUUUUAUCAAAAAGUUUUUCACAACCGAAGCCUUCUUUCAGGGAAAAGUUGUUUUUUUACAACACAGUAAAUCGUUUUAGUCUAAUAGGCUCUCCAACUCGAACUUUCAGCUUCCUAAAAUCAGCGAUAUCAAAUCUUCAUAUCGCCUGAAAAAUAGUGUUAUGAAAAGCGCUUAGUUCAUUAAUGUAGCUACAUUCACAGGAAAACCUUUUUUCGAAAGUCAUCGCCAUUUUUUUUCAUCUUCGCGCCGAAAAUGGCAGUUUUCAGCUGUCUUCGAUGGCUCUCCUGGACGCGGUUUGUCCUGUUUCGUCGAGAUCGCCCCGUCUUCUGUGUGUCAUUUUGCCCGUGACCUCCAGCGGCGCCGAGGCAGUUCACGUAGACGCCUUCCGGGAGUUCGUCAAGGAGAAUGGCGCCGCUUGGGCCGCCAAAAAGGUUUCUUUCAAAAAAGUCUCUUUUUCAAUUUUCUUUUGAAAGAUCCAUUUCGCCUACGUUUUUGUCGACAAACAGUCGGAUUGGAUGCGGCCGUUCGUCGAGAAGAGAAAAGGACAAAUGUCGGUGAGUUGUUGUGUGGGAGAUUGAAAAAAGAGUACUCAGUAGUUUUUUUUUUGUUUUGAAAACUUUAAUCUUUUUCAGAACUGAAUUUUUUAUGUUAAAUACUUCCAAACGAUGUUUCCUUGUCCGCUUGAUACCUCUUCUACCUUUCAAGAAAGAAAUUUAAGAAAGUUUUUGAAGUUGGUAAAAAGUUGAUAAUCUUAUUCAAAAAGCAAAAUAAGGUGUAAUAAACUGCAAAGAAACAUUUGCACAUGCUAUUUCAUUCUCAGAGUUUUUACAUUUCAACUUUGUGGCCGGAGUUUUUCCAUAAUGAUGAUUUUCGAAGCUUGAUCGUUUCAAUUGCUGUGAACUAAAACUGAAAAUUUAGGAAAAUUCACGCGAUUUGUUAGUUAUCUGGCGUUUGGAGUACGUCAAAGUGAAGUUUGCUUGGCUGGAAGGGGCUUGGACCGGAAGGCGUCAGCAAACGGAAGAGGCUAUAGUCAAAGUGGUCGAGAACAAAAUCCGCCUGGAUGACGUCGCUCGUUUAAGCAUCAUGGUGACCUUCCCGGUCUCGAAACAAGAGUAAACGCGGUUCUGCAGACAAACGAAUACGCGUUAUCGUGGUUCACUCGAUGGUGUCGAGCUCUGUGGCGAAUGCUGGAAACGCUGUGGUUCUACGUCACCCAGGAAGAGGCCUACAUUGUCCUCUCCGCCGUCGGGACUUUCCUUGUUAUCAUGCUCGGCGGCUACGCCCUCAACUACGUCAACCAAUCGGAGGACUUCAAAAAGAAGCCCAAGACGAACAGAACUGAAAAAGACGCCGAUUGGCACCCCGAUGACCCAAAGGUCAAGAAAGACCAGGAGUCUGUGUCGCAGCUCAAGGCUCAGAGGUGAAUUGACGUCGAAAGGCUAUGAAAGGAGUUUGAACAACAGGAUGAUGAGCACAAUGAAGCCGUUGAUGCACGAGCUUCGCGCGGAGACCUAUUUCGGCAUGAUCCGACUUCUGAAACCCGGCUGCCGGUCGCUCGUUCUCAUCGUCGACGAAGAGAGCCAAGAACGUCUUACGCAGCAGUUCGCUCAGUACAUCUACCCCAUUCGCAAGUGAGUUUCUCGAGAAUUUUAUUUUGGCCUUUUAUUAUGUUCUGUUCUUCAAAUAAGAUUAGGGAGGAGACCUAUUUAUUGUUUUCGUCGGUGAGCUCUUUUGAAAAAAAAAAGGGUUCCAUUGAAACUUGUAGCCCCCAAGUAUAAAUUAGAGGUCUUCAACUGAGAGAGCUAGGUUUCCUGAAUGUGAAACUCAUGAGAUUAUCUUUCCAAUAGAUUCUGUGGAUGAGCUAUUUUUUUUCCGUCAACUUUUUCCAUUUCUUGGCUUUUCAGUCUUACUUACAUGGAAAAGCUAGGCUAAAAAUCGUUAAAAUUUAGUUGCAUCUCCUUUAAUUAUUAAAAAAACUAUAUUUGAAUCUUGAUGCAAAUUUUUUUAGAAAAGUAGAGCCUCCAUGAGUUUUUUUUGUUGUUGUUGCAAGAUCACCAAUUUUUCAGCUAGAAGCAAAAAAACAUGAAAAUUAAUAUUGCAAAAUAUUUGUUCACAAAUUAGGAAGCCGUGCAGAUUAUUACUUUCAUGAUCUCGAUUUGAUACACCGAAAGUUUAGUUGAACUUUUUUUUUUCGAGCGUCUGUUAGUUUUUUCUUAGUAUUUUUCUUAUCUGCAUUUUCUUAGUAUCAUCGGGCCGUGAUGUAUCAUUUUUGUUUUCAGCAACAAAACUUUCUCGUUUGGUUUUCUGGUAGUCGACAAGAACCUUCCGUGGUUCCGCAAACUGUUGGAACACACGCUGCCUCUUGGGGAAGAUGCGACACCAAAAGACGGGGAAACGACUCUCUACGAGAAGCUCAAGGUAUUCGCUGAUUUCAUUGAAUAUAUUCAUUAUUCUUUAGUCUAUCAAUCCGCGCCAGACGGUGGGUACAGUUCUCGCCUUGUGUGGCUGGAAACUCUACUUCUCGAUUUACCAUCCGAAGCACGCCGAGUGCAGUCGCCGGUUCCUCGCGGACAGCGACGAGGAUUUUUCCGACAGCGACGACUACGACGGCGUCUUCGGUCGCGGCAGCGAGGAGCUUGGCGCCACUAGAGAAGAGGUCCGCCUGCCCUGAAUAAUGACGCUUCUGUUCCCUGCUGAAGAAUGGAUUAUAAAUCUAGCAAUGAAAACGCUCAAAAUGAGUAUACAUAAGGACAAGGAAUAGCGAGAUAUCAGACCCGCGAGUUUAGAGCCACGCGAAAUCCUGUCAUAUUUCAGAAGGCGCGGCUACAAAGAAACGUUUCGAGGCGCUACGUCAAUGUUGAAAACGUGCUCAACGGCUUCCCGAACUGGCUCGACAGGCUGCUCGAAGGAUCCAUCAGACGGUGCGUCAGCCUAUAUUCAUGAUAGAAAGCCGAGAAAAAAUAACGAGGGUUUCUGCGAGUAGAAUGGUGGUCAGUAAUUAGAUAUGGUAGGGAAACAGCGAAACUUGAGCGUGGAACUCGAAAAAGCUCAUUUGUGAAAAAAAAUAUUGAGAAAUAUUGAGAGCUGACUUUGGAAAUAUGUAGCACCGAAACCGAAAAUUUGCGCAUAUACCAUCUAUGCGGGAUCGAUAUCUGGGCGAACAAACAUUGUUUUUUAGCAAAACCACGGGAAUUAUCUAGCUUCACAUCAAAGUGAUUAUCUUUGUUGAAGCUUUUUUUUUUAAAAAGUUCUGAAUCUCGUCUGCCACGGCUCAAAUUUCGAGCUUAUCUGAGCUCUCAUUUCUCUCUGGCGCUCUUUCUUACGUCCUUCAUUUCAUUCUAAAUUUCACAAAAAUUGCUUCUACCAGUCAAGUAUCUUCAAUUUUUGUAGAUACUACAUCCCGGAAUGGCCGGACAAUCUCAAGUAA
Molecule: messenger RNA, 5935 nt
Organism: Caenorhabditis auriculariae
Lineage: Eukaryota; Metazoa; Nematoda; Chromadorea; Rhabditida; Rhabditidae
Source: the annotation of a GenBank genome assembly